UCGCAUCCAAGUGCAGCUCGGGAAACAUAACCUGGCACUCACAGAAUCGACACAGCAGUUGAUUAGUUCAGCUAAAGUCAUCCGCCACUCUGACUACAGCUCCGCAACACUGGACAAUGACAUUAUGCUCAUCAAGCUUGCCGAACCAGCCCAGCUCAACCGAGCUGUCCAAACAGUUCCUCUGCCUACCGGCUGUGUGGCCACAGGCACCAUGUGCCUAAUCUCUGGCUGGGGCAACACACUCAGCAAUGGCAAUCAGUAUCCAGAUAACUUGCAGUGCCUGAAGGCUCCUGUACUCUCCUCAAGGGAGUGCAGCAAAGCCUACCCUGGGAAAAUUACCAAGAACAUGAUAUGCGUAGGAUUCGUGGAGGGAGGGAAAGACUCCUGCCAGGGGGAUUCCGGCGGCCCCGUAGUCUGCAACGGGCAGCUCCAGGGCAUUGUUUCCUGGGGUAUUGGAUGCGCGCAGAAAGGCUAUCCCGGGGUUUACACUAAGGUUUGCAAUUAUGUCUCCUGGAUCAAAGCAACUAUGUCUGCCAACUGA
Molecule: messenger RNA, 541 nt
Organism: Egretta garzetta (little egret)
Lineage: Eukaryota; Metazoa; Chordata; Aves; Pelecaniformes; Ardeidae
Product: trypsin
Exons: 3
Biological process (GO): proteolysis
Molecular function (GO): serine-type endopeptidase activity
Source: RefSeq, a predicted model, not a curated record